Paraglomus brasilianum is the source of this 184-nucleotide messenger RNA. NCBI's taxonomy places the organism in Eukaryota, Fungi, Glomeromycota, Glomeromycetes, Paraglomerales, Paraglomeraceae. The record is from the annotation of a GenBank genome assembly.
GGCAAACAGUCAAUUAGAUAGAGAAAAAGCGGAAUGGUUGAAUGCGAUUCAUUGUAAUCAAACCGAAGAAAUGACAGACACGUUUAGAUUCCAACUUGAAAUGUUUCACCAGCGUCGCGGUAUGACCACAUCGGAACGUCGUCACGCAACCGAAUUCGACCCUAAUAAUGGUCUGAUGAUGUAG